Mytilus trossulus (common blue mussel) is the source of this 1116-nucleotide messenger RNA. Its product is annotated as dynein axonemal assembly factor 6-like. The coding region runs from base 177 to 761 and encodes 194 amino acids. The record is from RefSeq and is a predicted model, not a curated record. Gene Ontology annotation, biological process: axonemal dynein complex assembly. Gene Ontology annotation, molecular function: protein-folding chaperone binding; dynein intermediate chain binding. The transcript has 7 exons. Gene Ontology annotation, cellular component: cytoplasm. Lineage: Eukaryota; Metazoa; Mollusca; Bivalvia; Mytilida; Mytilidae.
UAACUCCAAAAUUACACCGGAAGUAAACAAACUCGGCAUGCGAAAACCUGUUAAAAAUUUAUUUGGUUGCUAUCUAAUGCAAUAGGUGGAGAUAAACGCUAGACAGGCUAGUUGAACAUAUUAAAUACAAUUUGAACCAUAACUGAUUUAUUUGAAGUGAUAAAGCACAUUUCAGAAUGGAUGGUAUUAUGCCGAGAGAUUCUUUGUUCCAGCUCCGUGAUAUGUUUGUGCCACCGGACCAAGGAGAUGAUUCUGACAGUGACAUUGAUGAUUCACCAAUAGGUGGAGUGAACAAAUUAGGCCCAGGAGACCUUGGCCCACAGAAGAAAGAAGCAGCACCAAAAGGAAUAGAGAAGACACAGAAGAAAAAAACAAAAGAUAUUUGGGACGAUGAUGAAGUGGUGGAGGGAUCAGAGUAUGACACAAUAUAUGACCCACGGCCUCAACCAGAUUAUGAUAUUAUUUACAAACAAGCAAUAACCUCAGAAGACAUGUUUCUACAGAUGGGAAAUAAAAAUAAUGCCACUGCUAGCUGUGAAGAUAUGGUGGUGAAAAUAGAAUUACCAGGCACCAAAGGCUCAGAUAUAGAAUUAGAUGUCAAAUCUAAAUUUUUAGAUUGUAGAACACCCAGAAGUAAACUAGGACUACAUCUUCCACAUCCUGUUGACCACAAGGCAGGGAAAGCACAGUGGGAUGCUGACAAACAUGUAUUAACAGUUACAUUACGGAUGGUCAGAGAUUAUGAUGAUUUUAAUUUCUGAUCUUGUUUUGUUUUAAAAUGUUUUAUUUUGUUAAAUAUAAAUCAGAGGUUUAGUGUUUUCCUCUUUUUAAAAAAGAGGACAAAGCCUACAUUGGAUUAAAAAAAUUAAGUCUGACAUUUGAAUAAUGUCAAGUUUUUGUUUUAUCACAGAAUUUUUGAUAUUCUAGGUUCUUAGUAAAUCAUCUCAUUGAUGAAAUAUUAAAAUCGAAUGAUGAAAAUAAAAAGACUCCAUCAAUGAAAUUUGAUAAAUGGCAGGUUUUAUUUUUAUCAAGUUUUUGUUUUUAAAUGAAUUGACUAUUUCAGAUAUUGUAGGUUUCUCAAUCAAUCAUCCACCAGUAGUUAAUGGAAUAUUUCAA